Molecule: messenger RNA, 4449 nt
Organism: Amaranthus tricolor (Joseph's coat)
Lineage: Eukaryota; Viridiplantae; Streptophyta; Magnoliopsida; Caryophyllales; Amaranthaceae
Product: serine/threonine-protein kinase TIO
Exons: 22
Coding region: 242-4198 (1318 amino acids)
Biological process (GO): protein phosphorylation
Cellular component (GO): cytoplasm
Molecular function (GO): ATP binding; protein kinase activity
Source: RefSeq, a predicted model, not a curated record
CGUCUGCCCCCACUUGAUAAAAUUUCAAAAAUCGAGAGAGCGGCAAACUUUCAAAAACUCCAGUUUCUCACAACGGCUUCAACUUACAGUCACACACAUAUCUUUCAAACCCCCAAAUUACAGAUUUUUUCGAAACCCUAGCCGAUCAUACGUUCAAAUUCAACCACAUAACAAUUCCAAAUUCGACUUAAAGCGUCUCGAUUUUUGCCAAUUCAUCAACAUCUGUUAAAGAUCGUCGAAAAUGGGCGUCGAAAACUACCACGUGAUUGAGCUUGUUGGUGAGGGUUCUUUUGGUAAAGUUUACAAAGGAAGAAGAAAAUACACUGGUCAGACUGUUGCGAUGAAGUUUAUAAUGAAGCAUGGAAAGAGUGAGAAAGAUCUUCAUAACCUAAGGCAGGAAAUUGAGAUACUCAGAAAACUGAAACACGAGAAUAUAAUAGAAAUGUUGGACUCCUUUGAGACUGCACAAGAAUUUUGCGUAGUCACAGAAUUCGCUCAGGGUGAACUUUUUGAGGUUCUUGAGGAUGAUAAGUGUCUACCUGAAGAGCAAGUCAAAGCAAUUGCAAAGCAGUUGGUUAAAGCACUAUACUACUUGCAUUCAAACCGUAUUAUUCAUCGAGACAUGAAACCGCAAAACAUCCUUAUUGGUUCAGGCUCGGUUGUUAAGCUAUGUGAUUUUGGGUUUGCACGUGCCAUGUCAAUGAAUACUGUUGUGCUUCGAUCCAUCAAAGGUACUCCAUUGUACAUGGCCCCCGAACUUGUUCGCGAACAACCGUACAACCACACAGCUGACUUGUGGUCUCUUGGAGUAAUUUUGUAUGAACUUUUUGUUGGCCAACCUCCAUUUUAUACAAACUCAGUUUAUGCACUUAUACGACAUAUCAUCAAGGAUCCUGUUAAAUAUCCUGAAAAUAUGGGCGCAGAAUUUAAAAGCUUUUUGAAAGGAUUGCUUAAUAAGGUCCCACAACAAAGACUCUCUUGGCCUAGCCUUCUUGAGCACCCAUUUAUUAAAGACGAUUCAGUUGACUUGGAGAUGAGGGAGUUUAUUUCGGCUACAAAGCCGUUGGGGUGUGAAAUUCCAAAGGUCCCACUACCUGUACGCCCUAACACCAUAACUCCUGAAAGUAGAAAAGAUACUAGUGCUGAAAAUGAAAAUUCAUCCGUCCACCUUUCUAAUGCUCAACCUUGUGAGUUUGACUCGACUUUGACUGAGGAAGCUCUUGGGCUUACAGGUGGUCAACCACUGGAUAGAAUGGAAAACAACUCUCGCACUGUGAAAGGUGCGAAAGUUAUAGGCCAAGACAAAGAGGCAUUAACGCUUAUUCUUGAACCAGCUAAAUAUUUUUCCAAAGGAACAGGGAACACUAUCAGGAAGGAAGAUAUUCUCAAGUUGAACCAAUCACUUAGAAUUCUUUCAAACUUAGUUGCAGCCGAUGCUGUUGCACAUACUAGUCGUGAUGAAAUAAUUUUUGAGCUUUUGGGGCUUACUUCCGCUCUUAUUAGCCAAAAAAAGAUAGAUUUUUUUGAUUUGAUUGCUAAGAGUUUCCUGGUUAUUAGAAAGUUAAUUGAUCGUGGUGGAGAUAGCUUUGGGAGCUCAUAUUUUACCCAGUGGGUUGCUCUUGUCGAGCUGUUUUUACAGGUUGUUAGCAGCCUGGAUGAUUCUAGUGGCAGAGUUCUUUAUGAGUCUAUCUCCUCUAUUGCAGUUAUGAUAAAUCAAGUUACUUUGGCUAUUAAAGAAAUUUCUCUUUCUUGCCCUCCUAAAACUGUUGAUAUAUUGAAGCAAAUCCUUGACCAUGCUAUAACAAGUGGCUUGGUUGAUCACCUUUGCCUCUCCCUAGCAGCUUCAGGAACAAGUAUGAUUUCAGGUUCUGCUAAUUUAUCACGAGUUGCUGCAGAAGGGUGCAGAGCACUGUGGUUUUUGAUAAAUGCAUUAGAGAGUUUGUCUCUGAAAGAAACUGCUAGGGAAUUUCCACUCUCUUCUCUCCGUAGCCAUUCAUUGUCCCGACUAGAAAUCUCGGAGCAGGAAAAGUCUCCAGAUAUUGAGAUUGUGUGUGAGAAGGUGAUCGAUGCUAUUACAAGAGCAUUUCUGGAUUCCAAACCAGUUCAUUGUGCCAUAUUAUACUGUUUUCGACAGCGUAAUGAAGCUGUGCUCUUAGCUGGUAUCCAGCUCAUACUGAGGUGCUGUAUGCAUAGUGGAAUGGUGGCAAGUGCUCUUUGUGGCCUUCCCAGUUCCUUGCCUGUUACAACUGAGGUAAGUGGUGGAGGUGAUCAUACACUUGUCUCUGAGAUGUUCUCCAUAUUAUCUUUAUGUGGAUCAGCAUUGAGCAAAAAUUCACUAGCCAGUGAAGCUAAUGGCUCAAAGUGCAAAUUUGCUAAUCCUCGUGGGCUUGCUCUGCAUUCAUGCUUGCUUCUUGCAACAAUUGCUCAAUCUUUCAAGUCAACGGGGAGAAAAUAUGCAUCAUCAAUUUUAACCUCAUCCUCGAAAAGACAACAUGCAAGGCUUUCAUUGCUCGCUCAACUUUUUUCCUGUGAUGAUGGAGUUUCUACCUCAUUUCAACCUCAUUACUCAGCAGCAAUGCUGGCCUAUGCAUCCAUUUUAUUCCUUGAGACUGGAGCUUCUGUUGAAUCUUCAUUAUCUGAUAUAGCAAUGCCUCUUGUUCCUCGCACUGCUACAUUGUGUGACCUUCUCAAAAUGAAUUACAAAGUUGAGCACCAAAGCAACGGCAAUGGUACAAGCAUGCUUUCUCAUUGGCAUGGAUUCAGGGAUGGAUAUAUUGGCUUGCUUGUGUAUAGGCUAAAGUGGGGAGGACCUUUGGCUGUCCAGCAAUUUUGUGCAAGUGGACUCCCUCAACUUAUUAUAAAUUUACUGGGUGACAAUUCUGUUGUUGAUUCUCAAGAUGUGGUUGGAUUAUCUCCUGUUGGAGUAUUCUGGACUGUUUCAUGUCUAACCCAUUGCCUUCCAGGCGGUUCUGUGACCUUUCGACAGAUAUUGUUACAGAAUGACAAUGUUGCAUGUAUUCGUGACUUGGUUUCUGAUGCUCAUCUGAAGCCCCUUAAAUAUUGGGAGGGUCCUGGUGGAGGAAAAAGUGGAGUGAAGGAUAUCAUAAAUGCUGUGAUUGAUUUUUUGGCCUUCCCUUUUGUUGCUGUUCAGAACGCUACUAGUUUGCCUUCUACCACUGCUUCCAUUAGCAGUGGGCAUCUCCUAAAUGUAGGUUCACCUGGUGCCAAAAUAUGCAGCAAAGACUCAGACAUUAUGAAAGCUAUCAGGGAAAACAUGGAAAAAUACACAAAGAUUCUUGUAGAGGUUGGGAUACCUUCUAUAAUUCUGUGUUGUGCUGAUGCUUUGGAGUUGAAGGACACACAAAGGCCAGUGGCAUUCCUUGCUAAAAUGACUAGCCAUAAACCAUUGGCAAUUCAUCUUGUAGGGAAGGGGAUGCUGGAAGCUUCUAGGAUGAGAAGGUUGCUAGACGGUUCAAGCCCAAAAGGAGUUAUCCUGGAUGUCCUCAUGGUAGUGUCUGAACUAGCUCGUAUGGACAAGGGUUUUUAUGAGUACAUUGACAAGGCAAACAUAUUGACACGUUUAAAGGAGUUCCUCACCGAAAAAGAUCCUGACUUGCGCGCAAAGGCUUGUAGUGCUGUGGGAAACAUGUGUCGACAUAGCUCUUACUUUUAUGAUUCACUGGCAAGGCAUAAUAUCAUCAAUCUACUCAUAGAUCGAUGUGCAGACUCAGACAAGCGUACUAGAAAAUUUGCAUGUUUUGCGAUUGGAAACGCAGCCUAUCAUAAUGAUUUGUUGUAUGAAGAACUUAGAAGUUCCAUACAUCAACUAACAAAUUUGCUGCUUUCACCCGAGGAGGAUAAGACAAAAGCAAAUGCUGCUGGUGCUCUUAGUAAUCUUGUUCGCAAUUCCAACAAGCUCUGUGAAGAUAUUGUGUCCAUUGGAGCUAUUCAGGCUUUACUUAAGGUGGUGUCAGAGUGCUCCACUGCAGCCCUGAAUCCCCCAAGACGGGAUGCUGUUAGCGAAUCACCUUUAAAAAUCGUUCUUUUUGCUUUGGCGAAGAUGUGCGCACACUCGGCUUGCAGGAAUUGCAUUCGUUCGUCAGAGUUGUUUCCUGUGAUUGCACAGCUUCAACAAUCACCUGAAAAAACCAUUGCCAAUUAUGCGAAACUCAUUUAUGAUAAAUCCAGUAAAGCUUGAAUCCUAUUUUGCUGUAGGAGGAUAGUCAAGUUGAAUGUUUCCAAUGGUACCAAAAUCGUAGAAUCUGAAGGCGAACCCAGAGAUGACUGUUCAUAUUGUACAUAUUUAUGUAUUAAAAUACUUUUUGAUCUAUGUAUUAUUAUCAAUCAGUUUAUUGGUGUAAACAAAUUAAAUGUAUGAUUUUAGAAACUGAUGCAAUUCUGAAGUUUACAGUUUUCUAUUCAAGUUUGUUUGACAUGUGUUCUUGGCAA